AUGUUCNUUUACCAAGAGUUCUUGCAGUUAGGAGCUGCUGAGAUUUGUCAGGAUAAUCCUAUGCCCUCUGCUGAUGAUUUAGCAGAUCAAAUCCUUGAGGUUCUCAACUAUUUUGGACUUGGUGCAGUGAUGUGCAUGGGGGUAACAGCAGGCGCUUACAUUCUUACGCUUUUUGCUUUGAAAUAUAGAGAACGUGUUCUUGGUUUAAUUCUUAUAUCCCCCUUAUGCAAGGCACCGUCUUGGUCCGAGUGGUUCUAUAAUAAGGUAAUGUCUAACUUGUUAUACUUCUAUGGCAUGUGCGGGUUGUUGAAAGAGUGCUUGCUUCAGCGGUACUUCAGCAAGGAGGUCCGUGGUAGUGCCGAAGUUGCAGAGUCUGAUAUAGUUCAAGCUUGUAGAAAAUUGUUAGAUGAGAGACAGAGCAACAAUGUUUUGAGGUUCCUCCAAGCAAUUAAUGGAAGACCAGACAUUACUGAAGGGUUGAAAAGGCUCCGGUGUCGCACUCUCAUUUUCGUCGGGGAUAGCUCGCCUUUCCAUUCUGAAGCACUCCACAUGAUAUCAAAAUUGGACAGAAGAUAUAGUGCCUUGGUUGAGGUCCAAGCUUGUGGAUCGAUGGUAACUGAAGAGCAACCACACGCAAUGUUGAUACCAAUGGAGUACUUCUUCAUGGGAUACGGGUUGUAUAGACCAUGCCAAUUCAGCGACAGUCCACGGAGUCCGCUCAGUCCAUCUUGCAUCUCCCCAGAGCUCCUUUCUCCGGAAAGCAUGGGAUUAAAGCUAAAACCAAUAAAGACCCGCAUUUCUUAAUCGUCGAGGAGGGACAGACAGAACUGGAAAAGGAGGAGGAGAAGAAGGGGCUGAGCUAAGGCGAAUGCUUCGCUGUGAUUCGAAAGUCCGUCCGUCCAUCCGUCUGUACGUCUGUAAGUUUUUUCGUUUCCAGAAUUUUGAUUUGUUGAAAGGGCGUUUGUAGAUAGGGAGAGAUGUGAGUGAAAAAAGAGCUUACAAUGAUGAUGGGUAAAUAACUAUAGGGAGGAGGACAUAUUCAUUCUUUUGUAGUCAUCAGACAUAAAAGAGAUCAUAUUCUUGAACUCUUUGGAUUCGUAUAUUCUUCAAUCUGACCAAAAUAUUUAUUUAUUACGACUUUCAAUGAAUUGAGCUGUUGCAUGCUA
Cucurbita pepo subsp. pepo (vegetable marrow) is the source of this 1166-nucleotide messenger RNA. The record is from RefSeq and is a predicted model, not a curated record. NCBI's taxonomy places the organism in Eukaryota, Viridiplantae, Streptophyta, Magnoliopsida, Cucurbitales, Cucurbitaceae.